GAUCUUCUGCGGUGGCCACAAAUCAGCAAGUGCAGAUCACCUGAACUGGAGACAUUUUCAUGUUAUUGGACUGAUGGAAAUUUUUAUAAUCUAACUGCUCCAGGAACAAUACAGCUAUUGUAUAUGAAAAGGAAUGAUGAAGACUGGAAAGAAUGUCCUGAUUAUAUCACCGCAGGAGAAAAGAGCUGUUAUUUCAACACGUCUUACACCUCUAUUUGGAUACCAUAUUGUGUUAAGCUUGCCAAUAAAGAUGAAGUAUUUGAUGAAAAAUGUUUCAGUGUUGAUGAAAUAGUACUACCUGAUCCCCCUGUCCACCUUAACUGGACUCUGCUAAAUACUAGUCAGACUGGGAUCCAUGGGGAUAUCCAAGUAAGAUGGGAUCCGCCACCAACAGCAGAUGUUCAGAAGGGAUGGAUUACUCUGGAGUAUGAAUUGCAGUACAAAGAAGUUAAUGAGACAAAAUGGAAGGAGUUAGAACCCAGGCUCUCAACAAUGGUCCCACUGUACUCUCUGAAGACGGGAAGAGAUUAUGAGAUAAGAGUUCGAUCAAGACAACGGACUUCUGAAAAAUUCGGGGAGUUCAGUGAAAUUCUUUAUGUAUCUUUUUCUCAAGCAAGUCUUGAACUUGUUCAUUGUCCUGAAGAAAUUGAGUUUCCCUGGUUCUUAGUUGUCAUCUUUGGAGCAUGUGGGCUGGCUGUAACAGGGAUCUUAGUCCUGUUGUCUAAACAACCAAGAUUAAAAAUGCUGAUUUUUCCUCCUGUGCCAGUUCCAAAGAUUAAAGGGAUUGACCCCGAUCUCCUAAAGGUAAUGUUAUGAUCUAAAAUCUUCAGAGUGGGAAUCGUU
Messenger RNA from Tinamus guttatus (white-throated tinamou), 843 nucleotides. The record is from RefSeq and is a predicted model, not a curated record. Lineage: Eukaryota; Metazoa; Chordata; Aves; Tinamiformes; Tinamidae.